Nerophis ophidion (straightnose pipefish) is the source of this 6811-nucleotide messenger RNA. RefSeq lists its product as uncharacterized. Bases 1 to 3966 code for a protein of 1321 amino acids. The transcript has a single exon. The record is from RefSeq and is a predicted model, not a curated record. Gene Ontology annotation, biological process: DNA integration; proteolysis. NCBI's taxonomy places the organism in Eukaryota, Metazoa, Chordata, Actinopteri, Syngnathiformes, Syngnathidae. Gene Ontology annotation, molecular function: RNA-DNA hybrid ribonuclease activity; aspartic-type endopeptidase activity; nucleic acid binding.
AUGGGCUUCUCUGGGGUUCCUACUACGCUGCCUUACACCAAGCCUCUCACAACAAGGCUUGGCAAUCAGACUGUGUUGCAUCCUUUCAUCUACUCCCCUGAGGUACCUUCCAACCUGCUGGGGAGAGACCUCCUGACUCGAUUGGGGGCUACUAUUCUCUGCUCGCCUGACGGACUAACAGUCUCAUUCCCUGAUGGAACAUCUCUACCCUGCGCCAGUAUUGAGUCUUCACAUUCAAGCCAAUACAUGAUUCAGCCAGUUGCAGACAGAUCGGCUGACAUCUACUGGGGUCUCCUACACAGUGAAACUAGUGAUAAAGGUGGAAUCCUGUCGGCUUACCUGACUUGGAAACCCUGGAUCUCCCAAAUACACCCCUAUGUGGCCCCUCCUGACCCUCCACAUAUGACAUUGUUUUAUGAUAGAGAGGAUACACAGUGGUAUGAGGAACAGUUUAACAGGGACAUAGAGGGUACUAAUUGGGCUCUUUCCACUAAUAACAUUUAUGUGGCUCCCAUAGGUGUAGCGGCAGAAGUUUCUCUCACCCCAGAACAACUACCGUGGUACAUGAUGAGUGACGAGGCUUCCCCCCAUGUGUCUUUAGCCUUACAUCCAGAGCACCAAGCCAAAGAGCUGGGUUCUAUAGUUAAAACAGCACAACUACAAACUGAUUGGCAGAGGGUUGGCUCUUCGUUGUGGUAUUCACCCGCAACUCAAAUCUACAAAAUACAGGUUUCUUGCACUGACCAUGCUCUCCUUGAACACGCUCAAAUCUCCCGCCACCAUGGCCGAGAGAAAACAGAUCACCCCGAAGCAGCAUUGUUGUUAGAUUCACUGCCUGACUCAUUAUGGUCCACUGGGCCCACGGAUGUUGGCCUAGUUGACUGCCCCCCAGUUACUUUGAAGCUGAAAAAUAACAAUCCAGUGUGGGUUCCCCAAUACCCAAGUAAAAAAGACGCCGAAAUCGGCAUUGCAGAUACCAUUGAAGGUCUAUUUGAAAAGGGGGUGUUGGUAGAAACAUCCUCGGAAUGGAACACUCCCAUAUGGCCCAUUGAAAAGAAGGGCACUGGUAAAUAUUGCAUGGUUCAUGAUCUUAGGGCCAUUAACUCUGCGUUAUGCACGCAAACCAUCCCAGUUCCCAACCCUUACAUUGCGUUGACUAAUCUUGAGCCUCGCCACCAAUGGUUCACCUGUAUCGACCUCGCUAAUGCAUUUUUCUGCCUACCACUAGCCGAAGAAUGUAGAAACAUUUUUGCCUUCACCUACCGAGGGGUCCAACUGACCUAUUCUCGUCUUCCUCGGGGAUUUGCUCUAUCCCCUGGCCUAUUUAAUCAGGUAUUAAAGGAUGUUUUGACUGAUUGCGAGCUGCCACCGGAAGCUACUCUUGUCCAGUACGUUGAUGAUCUUCUUCUUGCUGCACCCACUGCCUCACUCUGCUUGAAAGCCACAAAACAGGUACUACUACAUUUAGCUGAGAAAGGUUUUAAGGCCAGUAAGUCCAAACUACAGGUAGUCCGGAGAGUCGUUUCCUUCUUAGGCAGACAGAUCUCACAGGAAGGGUCCGGUUUAUCACCAGAACACAGGGACACGAUCCUACACCACCCUGAACCCAAAACAGUUAAAGACAUGCUUUCUUUCCUUGGGCUUACGGGCUACAGCAGGAAUUAUGUCGCUAACUACACAGGCCUUACGUCAUCCCUUCGGGACCUAGUUCGCGAACACGGCAUGCGAAAACUGUCUGCACAGCUUAAUUGGACUACGGAAGCUGAGGUUUCGUUUAUAUCCCUCAAACAGCAACUUUCCCAUGCGGCUGAACUUGCGAUCCCCGACUACUCCUCCACCUUCUAUCUUGAUGUUUCUGGUACAUCACACUGUGUCAACGGUGUGCUGUUCCAGAAAAAAGGGGGAGAGAGGAAAAUAUUGAUGUACAUCAGUACGAUGCUCGACAGCAUGGAAAAACGUCACCCAACGUGCACACAACAUGUCGCGGGAAUAGCAAAAAUCAUACAAAAAACAGCACACAUUGUCAUGGACCACUCACUGCACGUUCUAACCACUCACAGCGUUGUGGCAUACGUCAAUUCUGCAACAUUCACGCUCACAGCGCUCAGACAGAGGCGACUAGCGAAAGUACUAGAAGCGCCAAACCUGACAUUCACACAUGAGGGGGUUAACAUGGCAGACCAAAUGGGUACAGGUACACCACAUAUAUGUGCAGACAAGGUUCAGAAAGAGGAAAAAGUCAGACCAGACUUACAGGCAGAAUCAUUUGAGGGAGGAAGAAACUUGUACACAGAUGGGUGUUGUUUCCGACAUGAAAAACAAGGCCUAAUCUCAGCCUAUGCUGUAGUGGAAAAAACAGAAUCAGGCGUAAAAACAGUUGUUGCAGACAAAAUUGAGGGACCCCAGUCAGCACAGAGAGCAGAAAUAAUUGCUGUAAUCAAAGCGUUGAAAGCAGGAGAGGACCAGGUAAUCAACAUUUACACUGACUCAGCUUAUGCAAUAGGGGCGGUACACAUAGAAUUGCCACAAUGGCAAAGAACAGGAUACCUUACGGCGUCCAACAAACCCAUUAAGCAUGAGGCAGAGAUGAAAGAACUAGCGGAAGCACUGAUGUUACCACAAAAGGUAGCCGUAAUCAAAUGUAAGGGUCAUGAGAAAACACACUCGCACACGAAAAUAGGAAAUGACGCGGCUGAUGCAGCUGCGAAAAAAGCAGCCGGAUAUGUACAUAAUAUGAUGAUGCUCUUCUCUGACACUGAGACAACCCCAGAUACCGAUAGGGAACUUGUACAUGUAAAAACGGAACAGAGUAAAACUUCACCGGAGGAGAAAUCACUAUGGCUGGCCAGAGGCUGCACAAAAACCGACGAUUUGUGGCGAAGUCCGGAUGGCCGGAUUGUGCUACCACCUGGAAUAAAAAACAUAGCACUAACUGAGGCGCACGGAGUGGGACAUGCACAGAUGCAGAGAAACCUCGAAAAUUGGUGGCACCCAUUUUUGAAAGAUAUGUGUAAAUAUCAUGUACAUACUUGCCCUGAAUGCACCAUGUAUAAUGCACGACCAACAGUCAGACCGCAUCCUGGACGUUUCCCUCUCGAGACGAAAACAGGGAAAGAAAUCAUCAUAGAUUACACAGAUAUGGUGAAAUCAGUAAAAGUGUACAGGUAUAUGUUGGUAUGUGUGGAUGCUUAUUCAGGUUGGCCAGAGGUACUCCCUACAAAAAGGGAAGACAGUAAGACAGUGGUGAAGUUUUUGGUAAACCAGUAUAUCCCCAGACAUGGUUUUCCUGAGAAAAUCCGAUCAGAUAAUGGUACACAUUUCAAAAACCAUGAUCUGCAAAAGGUUGAAGAAAUGCUGGGGUUGAAACACAGGUUUGGUUCGGUCUACCACCCACAAUCCCAAGGAAAGGUUGAAAGAAUGAACCAAACACUCAAAUCUAAAUUGGCAAAAAUCUGUGCACAGACCAAAAUGAAUUGGCUAGAUGCGCUACCCCUUGCCCUCAUGUCUGUUCGAAGCUCAAUAAACCAAAGUACGGCCUUUACUCCCUUUGAGCUGACCACAGGCAGGAGGUUUCCAGGGCCCCAGUCCAAGCUUAUUGGAAUCAAAGGUGAUGAUCAGUCAUUAACCCACACGCAGUAUUUCCAUGCUUUACAAACCCUUGUUGCAGAGUAUGCCAAGCAGGUGGGGGAGAGAAACAAGGAAGACACAGCGACUCCACCAAGCACAGAGUGGGUCCUACUGAAGGUGCUCAAGCGAAAGUGGACCGAACCCAGGUGGACGGGUCCAUAUCGAGUGACUGAACGCACCUCGCAUGAUGUUCGGCUGAACGGCAAGGGAGACACGUGGUUCCACUGGAGCCAGUGUGCAGCGGCGGACGCCCCUGCACGCACGUUGAGAGGGACACGUACCGAGUUACGUGAACAACAACAACGGGAGAAGACCACCAAUCAACAAGGGGCAGAAUAAUCCCCUGGUGGCAUCAGGGUGAGGUAGUCUACCCAAAAUCCCUGUGGGAGGAGGUGAAAUAGCGCUCCUCUCCUACACGUGGUGUGCCAAACCACCAACCAGAUUCGUCGAGGGACCAAGAAGAUUGUGACAACCAUCGACCUCCUUAUUCUCUGUUGGUUUGGGGUACUCAUGGUCUUUCUUUGGGCCCUGAUACAUCUGUCCAUCACGGGUACAACUCAAGUUCAAGGUGCCACUAAGUAUUAGUACUUAGUCGAAUUUUCAAGUAACUGGUGUACAUUAAUCAAUUUUUACAAACGUGCUAUUGCUAAAGAGUUGUGUGACCGAGAUAUUAGAAGGUAUAAAACUGUCGAGGGAGUAACCCUACCCCGGACUACAUGAGAUAUAGAUUUGCUCGUCACAAAAGAGUUCACUGCUUGCUAAUAUGUUAUACGGUAACUGGAAACCCCUGUUGAGACUCAGCAUCCCUUUAGUUGUCAUCGUAACGGUCAUAUUCCUACUCACUACUAGUUUCUGGCCUGGUGCUCCAAAAGUGGGUAACUCACCCUCACAUUCAAGACGAUCCGGUACCACAGGCGCAUUUAGGAAAUGUGCUUCCGAUAGCCUAGUUUUCUGUUCCUCUGCCAAUGAGUCUUCUAUCAUUCUGAUACCAUAUUCGGCCCUCCGAUCCUAUGGUUUCUCCGGACAAAAAUCAUACAGUUACUACGCGCUAUUAGGUACCGGGUGGAAUUGGUUGAUUGGAGAAACUGAUUAUGAUUGGAGUCAAGACUACGCGGAAGAUAUGGCAAAAGCUCAUAGACGUUCCUUCACAAUGUCCAAAACUCCUUCGGGUCUGGCUCUCAUGUAUAAUACAACCACAAAAACCUGCCUAACCAUGACGAUAUAUGAAUAUGUCUCUGGUCGUGACCCUGGUUGCCAAGUCACCCUUUGCUACGAUCCCUCCAAAAAGGCUCACACCCUCUCAAACACUGCUAGCAGCUUAGGAGCCCACAUCGUCGUCCUAACCGGUAAUGAUAGUAUGAGCCUUGUCAACGAUUUCUUCCAGGUCACCACAGGUAUCUCAGCCACUAGUAAUAAUUGGCUGUUGAUGGCCGAACAAGCCGCUAAUUCCACCAAUUCCAGUUGUGUCGUCUGUUUGGGUGCACGCCCUAUCCUGAGAGUCGUACCAGCUGCCCUGCCAUCCGCCUGCCUUACUGACGUUAUGAACCACUCCCGGCCUAAAAAAAACAGAAUGUGCUGCUUGGGACUCUGUGUUCAAAGUGGUCGCAGUGGCGGCUGAGAAACCUGUGUUCUCUAAACACGUAGCUGGAGGUAACUUUUCGUGCGUAUCAUUCCAAUCGUCCGCACCUAAAUUGGGUUCCUUAAACCCGAUCUGCUGUACCUUCCAUGUCACGGUCCCCUCAGAUUUUUCCCCGGUCGCACGAGCUGACAUAUGGUGGUGGUGCGGGGAUGAUAAGAUUUAUGACCGCCUGCCGCGUAAUGUAUCAGGCCAUUGCGCCCUUGUUACCUUCUUAUUGCCUGUCCAAAUCUAUCCUAGCACUGCACAGGACUUAAUGGCUAAAUUGUAUACACUUAUGCCUACACGCUGGGGGGGAAGAUCUAAACGCUCUGACAAUAACCCAUGGUGGCAUGCCGACGACCCCACGUACAUCGAUUCCAUAGGUGUCCCACGGGGUGUCCCGGAUGAGUACAAAAUCACUGAUCAAGUUGCCGCGGGCUUUGAAUCUGCUCUUUGCUGGUGGUGUACUGUUAAUAAAAAUGUUGAUCGAAUCAAUUACGUUCAUUAUAAUGUACAGCGCCUAGGUAAUCAAACAGAAGAAGGUUUCCGAGCAGUCCAUGAACAACUUAAAACCACAUCCCUUAUGACAUUCCAAAACAGAAUUGCUAUAGAUAUGCUCCUGGCCGAAAAGGGAGGAGUGUGUGCUAUAUUUGGUGACCAAUGUUGUACCUUCAUUCCCAACAACACAGCCCCGGACGGCCGCCUCACCCGAGCCAUCGAAGGGUUGCGCACGCUGAAUAAAAAAAUGAAAGAUCACUCGGGUGUUAAUACGUCUUUGUGGGAUGACUGGAUGGAGGUGUUCGGUCGAUAUAAAUCAUUGGUGUCGUCCCUAUUGAUUUCAAUAGCAGUUUUCGCAUCCAUCCUCACCCUCUGUGGGUGUUGUUGCAUCCCCUGUAUUCGGUCACUUGCUAAUCGUCUCAUCACCACUGCAAUUGAAGGUAAAGCUCCUCCACAUCAAAUGAUGCCUUUCUUUGCACGUCUCCACUGACCUUACUGACGACGAGGAGGUUGCUGACCCUCCCAUUUUCCGAGUUAAAUAAAGUCUCAUAAUGUUCUUCAUUAUUGCCUGGUUAUGCCUUAUUGUAACUAGAAUUGCUGCAGCCUGUCACCUCGUCAUAGGACUUGAGCCAGAUGUACUCUAGGUGAUGUGUUUACUUGCUUUUUGCUGGAUGCUGGUAUUUGCUGAUGUUUUACAUAUUAUACAAUGUUUUGAUUUGUGAUCUCUUUAAUAGAGAUCAAAAGGGGGAUUAAUGAGUGUACAAAGCCUCCUGUCUGAGGGUUCAGAGUGGAGCAAACAUGCAGGAAAUGUCCUGGCCUCGGUUUGGCUCAGUGUGCCAAACACUGCAUUAACAGGAAACGGAUGCUUGAGCAACAACCAACUUAACAGGAGACCAAGGGAGGUUCCUAGACACGAGACACAUAGCAACUGACGUCAGUCAGUAGACUGACCAAUCAGAUAACUACUGGCACAGGGUAUAUAGCUGUUGUACAACAAACUCUCAGACAGAUCGCUUUGGGUUUUCCUGGUACUACUGUUCAAGUGUACAAUACGAUCUCCGCUCUCUG